Molecule: messenger RNA, 738 nt
Organism: Scutellospora calospora
Lineage: Eukaryota; Fungi; Glomeromycota; Glomeromycetes; Diversisporales; Gigasporaceae
Source: the annotation of a GenBank genome assembly
AUGGGAAAAAGUGGGUCAGGAAAGACCUCCAUGCGAAGCAUUAUAUUCCAUAAUUAUGUCGCGAGAGAUACACGCCGUCUUGGUGCAACGAUUGAUGUAGAAAAUUCUCGUGUUCGGUUUCUUGGUAACUUGGUCCUAAAUUUAUGGGAUUGUGGCGGUCAAGAAACUUUUAUGGAAAAUUACUUUGCUUCUCAACGCGAACAUAUUUUUCGUAACGUUGAAGUACUUAUCUACGUUUUUGACGUAGAAUCUAGAGAGAUCGAGCGAGAUAUGCAUUAUUACCAAGAUUGUCUCGAAGCGAUAUUGGCAAAUUCAAAGGAUGCAAAGAUUUUUUGUUUGAUACACAAGAUGGACUUAGUACAGGAAGAAUUAAGAAAUCGAGCUUGGUCUUCAAUAGUCCAUUCUUUAAUUCCAAAUGUAAGAGUGCUCGAAUCACACCUUCAAAAUUUUGCCACAAUAUGUGAAGCUGAUGAAGUUGUGUUAUUUGAGCGAACCACAUUUUUGGUUAUUUCUCAUUCUACACGGAUCGAACAUCCUGAUGUGCAUAGUAAAGCUCAAGCUCAAUUUAGAAGCAUGGAAAUUCGACAGGCGAAUUUUGCCGCAUUUUUUGACAUCUUAACCACAAACACUUACGUUAUGGUUAUUAUGUCCGAUCCAACCGUUGCUGCAACCCAGAUGAAUAUAAGCGUUGCAAGAAAGCACUUUGAAAAGUUGGAAGUAGCACAUAUAGCGCGAUGA